AUGAAAAUUAUUUCCCUUCUAAGUCUCCUAGGCGGGUUACACGGUGCUGCCGCACAUUAUGUCUUCGCAAAGCUUUCGCUCAAUGGUGGGCCCGUGAGCCAUGUAUGGCAAUACAUAAGGAAUCUUACAGACGGCUAUGCAUACUCUGAAAUCAACGGUUAUCAUGGUAACUUUGUACCUUACUACGACAUGUACGAUCCAAACAUCCGUUGCGGGCGUGGUGCGGCGGCGCAUGGUCCUGGAACUGAGACCUUAGCGGUCAACGCCGGCGACGAGCUCGCUUUCUUUUCUACAAUUCGAAACGAGUACACGGGCGUUGAGGAAGAUACUCUCAUCAGCCACGAAGGCCCCGGGCAAGCAUACCUCUCGAAGUCCCCCGCGGAACUAGAUGCCUAUACCGGAGAUGGGGACUGGUUCAAGAUCGGAUCUGUUGGGGCGUUCAAUGAUACACGCUGGGCUCUGAUAUCCAAACCCUCAAUGAAUUUUACGAUCCCAAAAACAACGCCACCUGGAAAGUACCUAAUGCGGGUUGAACAUAUCUUCUCUUUCAGCUCCAAAUUCAACGAUACUCAGUUUUAUGUCUCAUGUGCUCAGAUCGACGUUAAAGGCCCUGGAGGAGGUAAUCCAGGACCACUGGUGAAGUUCCCAGGCGCUUAUGAUGUCUUCGAUCACGCUCUUUGGGUACCGUAUCACAUUGGGGCAAUAAAGGCGUGGAAUUUAACAGGCUAUGUUGCUCCGGGACCUUCGGUCUGGAGUGGGUAGAUGAUAUUGGAAGCGUUAUCGAAGAG
Lindgomyces ingoldianus is the source of this 788-nucleotide messenger RNA. RefSeq lists its product as uncharacterized. The record is from RefSeq and is a predicted model, not a curated record. The transcript is spliced from 7 exons. Lineage: Eukaryota; Fungi; Ascomycota; Dothideomycetes; Pleosporales; Lindgomycetaceae. Bases 1 to 762 code for a protein of 253 amino acids.